Molecule: messenger RNA, 4777 nt
Organism: Cinclus cinclus
Lineage: Eukaryota; Metazoa; Chordata; Aves; Passeriformes; Cinclidae
Gene: MED26
Product: mediator complex subunit 26
Exons: 3
Coding region: 2187-3932 (581 amino acids)
Biological process (GO): regulation of transcription by RNA polymerase II; positive regulation of gene expression
Cellular component (GO): mediator complex; core mediator complex; nucleus
Molecular function (GO): transcription coregulator activity
Source: RefSeq, a predicted model, not a curated record
GCAGCAGAAUUGGGUCUUAAAGUGUUUAAAUGAGUGUGGAAGCAGAAAAGAACAGCUUUCUGUGAGGGUGGGGAGGCCCUGGCACAGGCUGCCCAGAGAAACUGUGGCUUCCCUGUCCCUGGAAGUGUCCAAGGUCAGGUUGGACAGGGCUUGGGGCAGCCUGGGAUAGUGGAAGGUGUCCCUGCCCAUGGCAGGGGAGUGGAAUGGGAUGGGCUUCAAAGUCCCUUCCAACCCAGCCUAGUCUGUGAUUCCAUGAGGAGUGGAAUGUUGCUGCUUCCUGGGUGCUUCCCUGCUGCCUUGGGACCUGGCAGGAAGGAGGUGUUGUCACCUGGAAAAGUUAACCACACCUGUCUGGGUUUUUUGAGGUGACAGUGGCUGCUUUAUGGUCAAGUUUCACUUGCAGAGCCCUUUUUUGUUGCUGUCACUUGUGUGUGGUUCACAGGUGUCUGGAGUUACCCUCUGUUUGUGGGCAUACAGCAAUACAGGGGCUCUGAAUGUGUCCUGGAAUAACUGCUGGGAAACAUCUUCACAGCCAGCCAGGGGGGAUGCUGUUGGGUUGUAACUCAUGAGUGAGCUCUGCAGCUCAAGAGUAAACCACCACUUUGCACUAAAGGAUCUGUGGACAAUGCUCCAAAGGAUCAAAAAUUGGAUUGAUUUGGCUUAAACUCCUGUGCUUACACCAGCUGAAGCUGCCAGUGGAGCUGGGAGAGCUGCUGGGAUCCCCAUCGUGUCCCCACCUCCAGCUGUUCUUGUUCCCUCCCUUGUGCUGACCCAACCAAGGAACUCACCUGGCCAAACCCUACCUGAACAGGGGCUCCUUAGAGACCCCUUAUCAUGCUCCAGCUCCUCCUGGGCUUGGAGAGGUGGCAUUUCUGGCACAGACUUGGGGAACUCUGUGGCAAGGGGUGGUGGCAGCUCAGGCUAUCCUAGAGCAGCUUGAGCCCCCUCACGUUGUCAGACUGGGUCAUCAUAGGGAAUCAUUAAAGAGCUUUUAAAUCCAAAUGAUAAAACUUUGCAGCAGGCACCCAUCUACACGUGCUGUAAUGUGGCCUCUUGGUGGGAAACACUGAAUGCUCAGAGGCUGCAGGAAAAUAACUCAUUAACACAUUUUUAUUGGCCAUGAAACAGCUUCUCAAUGGAAGAACCAACUUUUUGCAGAUAGUAUAAAUAUGGGGAAUAACCUCUGGCAGUGACCACGAGCCACAGCUUGGAACAGACAGCUGGUGUGCAAGGUGAGGGUCCUUCAGGAGAGAUGUGCUGGAACAAACUUCUCAGGCAGAAGAGGACCUGUGGCUGCUGCUUCCCGAGUUGUUCCCUCCCAUUGGGGCUGUUCUGGAUCCUGUGUGAGGCCAUUUCAGUGCACCUUGGCACACCUUGAAGCCAAGAGAGCAGGGAGCUGAGCAGGUCAUCCUGGCAGGGCUGGAGCUGGGAUGGGCAUGGGAUCCAGCUGGAUCAGCUCCUGCUGCCAAGGCACUGCAGGCUGACACCAGCAGGGGCAGGAGGGAAAACUCUCCACAGCUCCCACGUGGAGAGGGACCCAACCUGUGCCUUAGGAAAUAGGAAGAGUUUCAGCUUGGGCUGUGUUUCAGAAGUCUGGGUCUGGGCUGGGAGCUCCAGUUUGUCUUUUUGGGGGAUUUUGUCCAGUAGGUUGAGGAUGAGCCCAGUUCAGGUGUGGUGAGAUGUGUGUGGUUGCCUCUCUUUGGGGUUCUGCUGUGGCCACAUAACACAGCAGCACUGUCAUUCUGGCACCUUUGGCUCCAGAUCAAAGUAGUUCCACUGCAGCUGAAGCUUUUUCUCCCUGUGGAUCCUUUCCCAGUUUCUUCAAGAAGCUGCUGCAGGUGACAAUUAGUUUUUCAUUUUUUUUCAGGAACCACAAAAGUUUCAGGAGAGGGGGAGGAGGAAUCAAUUCUGCCUUCUGCAGAAGUUUGAUGUUAGUCAAGAAGCACUGCUUUUAAGGCAUAGUUAUUCCAAUACAUUAGGCUUGGAGUUAAUGUCAGUGUAUUUUUUUUUUAACAUAAAAACAUGUCUGUUUUGGCUGAUAACAUUUUGCAGCUAUCUCCUCUGACCAGUUACGUGCUUGGUGAUAACUCCAAAUGUAUUUCCUUCGUUCUGUAUAAUGUGGUAGGAUGUGGGCCCACUUUUACACUUGUUCUUUAAAGAAAUAAUUUAAGGUAAAGAUCCAUAACAUGGUGGCAGUGCUGGAAGUGAUCUCCAGCCUGGAGAAAUAUCCCAUUACCAAAGAGGCACUUGAGGAAACCAGGCUCGGGAGGCUUAUCAAUGAGGUGAGGAAGAAGACAUCCAAUGAGGAACUUGCCAAACGUGCCAAGAAAUUGUUGCGGAAUUGGCAGAAGUUGAUAGAACCCGUAGCCCAGAACGAGCCAGUGCCAAGGGGGCUGCCCAACCUGCCAGGAUCAGCAAAUGGAGGUGCCCACAACUGCAAACCAGACUCACAACUUCCUGCUGUGCCUGGCACCAAGCCCAUCAGCGAACUGAAAAGCAGGAAUGAUAUCCAGAAACUAAACUCUCCAAAAACAGAGAAACUGGGAAAUAGGAAAAGGAAAGGUGAUCACAGGGAUGGGCAUCAGGGCCCUCCUCCCCCAAAGGUCUCCAAAGCUAGUCAUGAAGUAUUACAAAACUCUUCACCCCCUCCAACCAAUGGAAUUGGAGGUAGUCCUGAAAAUUUUCCUAGUCCUGUAGACGUAAACCUACACGCAGGGCCCGAAAGCAGCAGGACAGAUCUCAGUGAAAACGAUAAACACAGUAAGAUCCCAGUAAAUGCUGUAAAACCUCACACCAGUUCUCCAGGACUUGUAAAACCGUCAAGCACUUCCUCAUUACUAAAGACUGCAGUGCUUCAGCAGCAUGAUAAAUCAGAAGAAGCCACGGGCCCCCACCAGCCCAAGAGCCCACGCUGCUCCUCCUUUAGCCCCAGGAACGUUAGGCAUGAUACUUUUGCUCGGCAGCACACCACGUACUCACCAAAGGAUUCGAUGCCCAGUCCAUCUCAAAGGUCUCAGUUUGCAGACGCCGCGCAGGUGCCAUCGCCACCACCAUCCCUGAUGCAACCAUCCACACCUCCCCUGCCAGCCAAGAGACUGGAGUUCCCUCCUCAGGCGGCCCCCGAGGCGGCGCAGCACUGGCAGGAGCAGCAGGGAGCCCCCGAGGGCCAGCACAGGCACACAGCAGGGACACUUCAGCAGCACACGGCUCCCGGCUGCAAAGCCCACCCCGGGGAAUCACACAUGGGCUUCCCACAGGACACUUCCAGAAUGGACGGUGAUGAUGCUGCUUCAGGGUCCGAUAGCAAAAAGAAGAAAAGGUACCGACCCAGAGACUAUACAGUCAACUUGGAUGGGCACGUGACAGAAGGGGGUGUGAAACCUGUGAGGUUAAAAGAGAGAAAACUCACUUUUGAUCCCAUGACAGGACAGAUAAAACCUUUAACACCGAAAGAUCCUUUGCAGGUAGAAAUCCCUGCGCUUACUGAACAGCACAGGACAGAAACAGAAAAGCAGGAGCAAAAACCCAACCUGCAAAGCCCCUUUGAACAAACGAACUGGAAAGAGUUGUCCAGAAAUGAAAUCAUUCAGUCAUAUUUAAACAGACAGAGUAGCUUGCUGUCUUCAUCAGGAGUACAGACUCCAGGAGCUCACUACUUCAUGUCUGAGUAUUUAAAGCAGGAGGAAAGCACUAGAAAAGAGGCUAGAAAGACUCACGUUCUAGCUCCUAACAGCAAACCUACAGACUUGCCUGGGGUCACCAGAGGGGUCACGGGCGAUGACCUCGACAGAAUACGUGACCACAAGUGGCCAGGCGUGAACGGUUGCUAUGACACACAGGGUAACUGGUAUGAUUGGACACAGUGCAUAUCCUUAGAUCCACACGGGGAUGAUGGGAGAUUGAACAUCCUGCCUUACGUCUGCCUAGACUGAGAGCAGUUCUGCUAACCACGCUUCUUACACCUGCGGUUUAGCAGAACUGGCAGACACGAUGCCACUUCCAGCUGGAGAGAGCCUCCUGUCCUGGACAAACAGGCCCCACGAGCAGAGGGGGGGAGGGAGCUGGGCCUUUCCAGCUCGUUCCUUUAAAUUCUCCUUUUGUGAAAUGCUGCUACCAGUUUACUAACAAUUGCAAAGGAAGGCAUACGAAGGUUGAUCAGUUGAGUUCAAAACUCUAUAGCGAGCCAGCUAUAAAAAGUGUUAGUCCCCAAGAAGUGAAGAGGAUUUCCAGCACUUUCUGAAUGCCGGAAUCUUAUUACAGGCAGGUACAGAGAAAAAUUGUGGAAGUUACCUUAACAAAAUAUGCAUCUAUUUAUUUGACUUGAUUUGGGUUUUUAUUUGGCAGUGAGAUAUUCGAGAGAGACAAUGUGCAAAAACUGUAGUUUUAUUUCUAUCACAUCUCUGAACAUGAUUGUGUUAUUUAAGAGUCAUGUGGUAUGGAGAUUGGGUUUUAAACAGCAGGUGUUGCACUGCAGGCUGGGCCACCAGCUUCAGCUCAACAUUCCAUAGGCAUCCACAUAUUUUAGUCUGGUUUCAGUUUAAAUCCAGUCUCUGAGAAAUGCUGCAAAAACUAGAUGUUUAAUGAUAUUUUUUGAUCCCACCACCACCAGCCAAAUAUUUUUCCUCCUUUUCCCUUCCUGCAAACUUAUAGGUAAAAAACAAAAAGAUAAAAAAAAAAAAGACAAGAAAAAAAAAAAAAGAAGAAAAAUCACCUUUUCUAGAAUCUAAAUGUAAUGAGGGUGCUACAAGUUUGUAACUGUACUGUGAGAGGGAAAAAG